This is a messenger RNA of Archocentrus centrarchus (flier cichlid), 1293 nucleotides long. RefSeq names its product migration and invasion enhancer 1-like. The record is from RefSeq and is a predicted model, not a curated record. Lineage: Eukaryota; Metazoa; Chordata; Actinopteri; Cichliformes; Cichlidae. Gene Ontology annotation, cellular component: cytosol. Gene Ontology annotation, biological process: positive regulation of filopodium assembly; negative regulation of apoptotic process. The transcript has 4 exons.
GCCCCUCUUCCGGACUAGUAUUACACAAACCGGUGGUUACCGAAAGCACGCAGACGCAGCCCUGCGGACACUACAGGAUCGGAGACGAUGGGGGUUACAGUCAGAGUGGAAUAUUGUGGUGCAUGACGAUACGAGCCCCGCUAUCGUGAACUCGCCCGUGUUGUCAAGGGUGAGUUUACCGAUGCGGAUGUCACAGGCUUCGUGGGAAGAUCCAGCAGCUUUGAGGUUGAAAUCAAUGGGCAGCUGGUCUUCUCCAAGCUUGAGACUGGUGGUUUCCCAUAUGAGGAUGACGUCAUGAGCGCAAUUCAGGAUGCCUACGAUGGCAAACCUUUGCAGAAGAUCACCAAAAGCCGUGCUCCGUGCGUCAUCAUGUAAACCUCGCUACCAUGACAAGCCCCUGCAGCUGUGCCACUCCAGGUUUACACACCCAAAAGAAAAGCACUAGCUAAACACCAAACUCUGCCUCCUGGCUCCUCCCUUUGUUCCCAUAGUGGUCCUCCAGGGUGUUAAUGAUUACCGUAGCUUCAAUUAUUAAAGGUUAUGGUAUGAUGAAUCCAUCCCUGGAGUUCCCUCCUCAUAGGAAUGAAGUCAAGGAGAAGAUGUUGCAGAUGAUUUGGAGGGGGCUUACCUUUUUUUCCUAUAGCCUGAUUGCCUGGCAAUUUCUACCAGACUAAUUAUCGGUUUCUACAACUUUUUUAUUUUUUUUUAUUAAUUGCUUGCACAUGCGGUUUAAAAACUUUUAGUGAAUGCAAGAACAGUACAAAGCAGUUGCACUUCUUUUUUUUUUUUUUUCUUUUUUUUUUAAAGCACAAAAUGGAGAUAUUUGUUAUCUUUGCAACACACUAUGCUUAAUGAUCUGCCACUAAAGCAUUUUCAAAACAUUCCAUGGCGAUAUCAUAACUCACUCUGGUGGCUUUGAUUAGUAAUGCAGUCAUGUUUGUGCUUUAGUGGCUGCAAAGGGAAUAUUAACACUUUAUAAUGCAUAUCAAAUUUGAAAGGUGUACAACGUUAAAAUGAUUGGAUGUAAUGCAGCAACUGAGCUCUGCCAAGUUUCUGGUUUUAAUUAGUUUUCGAAGGUUUUUUUUUUUUUUUGUUUUUUUUGGUGAUGUUUUGCUUUACUCUCAUUUAAACUGGUAAAGUACAGCAGCAUACAGUAUGUGUUUCUGAAGACCAUCGCCAGCUGGUCUGUUAGGCUCACGCACUAGAUGUCUGCCCACAUCCCAUAAAUCCUCUCACAUUGUUUUCUCUGUUAAAGCUGUAGUGUAUGAAUAAAGGCAAUGGUUCUUUAAGCAC